Asparagus officinalis (garden asparagus) is the source of this 1406-nucleotide messenger RNA. Its product is annotated as haloacid dehalogenase-like hydrolase domain-containing protein 3. Bases 387 to 1163 code for a protein of 258 amino acids. The record is from RefSeq and is a predicted model, not a curated record. The transcript is spliced from 4 exons. NCBI's taxonomy places the organism in Eukaryota, Viridiplantae, Streptophyta, Magnoliopsida, Asparagales, Asparagaceae.
CGGUUGGUCGACGUCCCGAAACCGAUGCGACUUUAGCCAAAACCAGGUGCUUGUUGCCGUCGGAUUUAUCCUCGCCACGUUUAUUCACUCUUGUGGAAAAAAGAGAAAUUUGCACGAAAACCAUGAGCUCGAGCUCAAAGAUCCUUACUUCUGCUGCAGGUUACUUAAUGCUCUCCUCUUCUCCUUCAAGUCUCUCACCCUUCUAUUAGCUUCCCCUCACUCCAAUGCAACCGUAGAAAAAAGGAGGAAUUUUUUUUCUUCUGGGUUCUCUCUAAUUGGGCUAGAUUACAAGAAAUUUCUCCUAGUGACAUGACAGAUUUGCACCAUCGACACAUCUCGAAUUGAAUUUGAAGAAGCAGUUAUAUAUAAUCUACAAAAUUACCAGAAUGUCUCUCUUGUCAAAGUUAAAAUGUAUCACUGUCGAUGUGACGGGAACUCUGAUAGCCUAUAAAGGAGAGCUUGGAGAUUACUACUGCAUGGCAGCUAAGUCAGUGGGGUUGCCUUGCCCUGACUAUAAACGAAUGCACGAGGCAUUCAAAGAUGCAUACACCAACAUGGCAAAGCGCUACCCUUGUUUUGGACAUGCAGCAAAGAUUCCUAAUAUUGAUUGGUGGAGAAGCUGCGUCAAGGAUUCUUUUAUUAAGGCAGGUUACAAUUAUGAUGAUGAAACAUUUGAGAAGGUAUUCAGACGCAUUUACUCAUCUUUUGGUUCCGCUGCUCCCUAUUCUGUGUUUCCUGAUUCACAGCCAUUUUUGAGAUGGGCUCGUGAAAAGGGUCUCAUUGUUGGAAUUGUCAGCAAUGCAGAGUAUCGGUACCAAGAUGUUAUUCUUCCUGCCUUGGGAUUGAAUAAGGGAUCCGAGUGGGACUUUGGCGUGUUCUCAGGCAUCAUAGGUAUCGAAAAACCAGAUCCAAAAAUAUAUAAAAUUGCAUUAGAAAUGGCAGGAAACAUAGCACCAGAAGAAUCACUGCACAUUGGAGACAGUAUGAGAAAAGAUUAUCUCCCAGCUCGAAGCAUCGGAAUGCACGCACUCUUGCUGGAUCGGUUUAAGACUCCGGAUGCAGAGAGCUGGAGAAAUUCUGGAGCUCCAGUUUUGCCUGAUCUUGCUGCUGCUAAGGAUUGGAUUGUCAAGCAAGAAGAGGUUCCUGCAGCUGAACAAGUUUAGGGACUGGAUAAUGUAAGCACAGUUUUUUUUACCGAGUUAUUGUGCCCCUUGAGGACAUGAGACCGAGGAGUGACUCAUGUCAAUGAUGCAUGUUCAGUCUUUUUCCAUGUUUUAUGUAACUACUGAGCUUUGUAUGAGUAAUGUUCUGUUUCUAAUCAGGCAGAACUUGUAAGGGGGAAAAACAGACAAAAAUUGCAAAAUUUGCCUUUCCAACCUGCUAAAAUUUUUUAAUCCUUUUAUGAA